Microcebus murinus (gray mouse lemur) is the source of this 2128-nucleotide messenger RNA. RefSeq names its product potassium channel tetramerization domain containing 7 (gene KCTD7). Gene Ontology annotation, cellular component: plasma membrane. Gene Ontology annotation, biological process: membrane hyperpolarization; positive regulation of transporter activity; protein homooligomerization. Gene Ontology annotation, molecular function: protein binding. NCBI's taxonomy places the organism in Eukaryota, Metazoa, Chordata, Mammalia, Primates, Cheirogaleidae. The record is from RefSeq and is a predicted model, not a curated record.
GUCGGCUAGGUGGUCCGCGAGCGGGUAGGUGCUGAGGAAGCCGCAGCCCUCCCGGCCCGCGCUCCGGCUCUCGGCCCCUCCCGCGCGGCGGGCCGCGUCAUGCCAGCCGCUGCUCGGCGGUAGUGCCCGGGGACGACGCCGCCGCUCGCCUGCCCGAAGCCGCGCCCACUGCCCAGAGCCAGAGGGAUGGUGGUAGUCACGGGGCGGGAGCCAGACAGCCGUCGCCCGGACGGUGCCAUGUCCAGCUCCGACGCCGAAGACGACUUUCUGGAACCGGCCACCCCGACGGCCACGCAGGCGGGGCACGCGCUGCCCCUGCUGCCCCAGGAGUUUCCUGAGGUUGUCCCCCUUAACAUUGGAGGGGCUCACUUCACUACACGCCUGUCUACCUUGCGGCGUUACGAAGAUACCAUGCUGGCAGCCAUGUUCAGCGGGCGCCAUUACAUCCCCACGGACUCUGAAGGCCGGUACUUCAUUGACCGAGAUGGUACACACUUUGGAGACGUGCUGAAUUUCCUACGCUCAGGGGACCUGCCUCCCUGGGAGCGUGUACGGGCUGUUUACAAAGAGGCCCAGUACUAUGCCAUCGGGCCCCUCCUGGAGCAGCUGGAGAACAUGCAGCCACUGAAGGGUGAGAAGGUGCGCCAGGCGUUUCUGGGACUCAUGCCCUAUUACAAAGACCAUUUGGAGCGGAUUGUGGAGAUUGCCCGGCUGCGUGCAGUACAGCGGAAGGCCCGCUUUGCCAAGCUCAAGGUCUGCGUCUUCAAGGAAGAGAUGCCCAUCACCCCCUACGAGUGUCCACUCCUCAACUCCCUGCGCUUCGAGCGGAGCGAGAGUGACGGGCAGCUCUUUGAGCACCACUGUGAAGUGGAUGUGUCUUUCGGGCCCUGGGAGGCUGUGGCUGAUGUUUAUGACCUGUUGCACUGCCUGGACACGGACCUCUCAGCCCAGGGCCUCACCGUGGACUACCAGUGUAUCGGGGUGUGUGACAAGCACCUCGUCAACCACUACUACUGCAAGCGCCCCAUCUAUGAGUUCAAGAUCACAUGGUGGUGAGUAGCCCUGUAGGCAACAGAGGCCUGUCAGGGAGGGUGUCCCGCCCCCUUGGUGAGGCUCUGGGAGUAAGAUCCCUAGAGGGGCUGCUGACUGCCCCAGAGCCUGCUGAGGUGAGGACAGGGUCCUGAGGCACAGCUCCGAGGGGACCGAGGUACAGCUCCUGUCUCCCAGCUGCACCUCAGGGUCAGGCUCAGGGCCUGUGCUCACUUGGCCUUUCCUUGAGGCAUGGCAGUCUUUACUUAAGGCUGAUGGGGUCUAGCCAGAGCUUGACCAGGAAGUCCAGAGUUUUGUCACCUUCUUGACCUUACAAGAGAGUUUCUGCCCAUUCUAGAGCCACAUUACCAAACUGAUGUAGGCGUAAUCCCUUAGCCCUGUUCAAGCACCCUUACCUUGUGUGCAGCAUAUUGAUAUGAACACGGAAUAUGAUGGGGGAUUCUCCUGGGUAGCCACUCCAUAGCCUCUGGCUGAAGAAGGAAGAGUUCUCUCCCAACGCACCCCUCCUCCUCCAAGGAUAGUCCCCCAUAUUCUUAGGAUGUAGAAAGACACCUUUUCCUCCUGGAACAUGUUCUUCACCACCUUUUAUAGAUUUAACCAUAGUUGUUGAAGCCACGUACCAGGUUGGCCUUAGAAAACCACAAUGUUUACAGCCCUGCCUUAGGGCCACAGCUUCUCCUACCUUCGACCAACCUUCCUUGCCUGCAGGGUAUCUUCUCACAGGGCUGGAAUGCAAAUUUCAAAGACUCCUUUUGAAAAUUUCCUAAGUCAGGUGGGCAAUGCCUUCCAUCUUCUGUUACCUUUGAAAUGUAACAUCCUUUUUAGAGGCUCAGAAUACCUCCUUAGCUGCUAUUUCAUGUGUUAGAAUCCAAUUUGUGGUGAAUCUCUUUGGAAGGGGACCCCCUUUUUAAACCGUGUUGCUUUAUCCUGCUAACAUUCUUCUAGGAGAGUAUCUAUCCUGGGAAGGUAAAGGAGGGGCUGGGUGAGAGGUAACAAGAUCACAGAAAACCUCCAUUAUGUUUUUUUUUUUUUUUUUGAAGACAGAGUCUCACUUUGUUGCCCAAGCUAGAGUGAGUGC